AUGUGCAAGUCUGGCUCAAAUGCAUUGCACUACACUCUCUAAUAACUAUCAAUAGGAAUAGUUUGGGGGAAAGGCGGAAUGACGAAACGUAAACAAUAAAAAUGUCAUUACGCAGAAUUUACCCCGGAAGAGAAAAAUAUUCGAAUUUAUGACCCGGAAGAUAAUCAUGUGUUCCACGUCAAAACUGGGUUUAGACAACGCGGCAUAGAAAACGUGUGUAGCGAGCCUAGAGAGUGAGUGUUUGUGGCUCAGUUUUGUCUUUACAAAGGCAAUGGAAACUUGAAUCUUCUAGAAAUAAGAUAGUUGCGUUUUUUGUUAAAGUUACUCCGUUGUUUUUUAAGGAGCAAUAUUUCUUAUUUUGCUAAGAAAACUUAAUCCAAAAUGCCUGUGUCAGCUGAUGAGCUUAUUAGACUCCUGUCUGUUUUAGCAGAAGAGGAGAACCUCAGAGUGACAGUAAAGGAGACUAUGAAAGCAGGAGUGAUGGCAGGAACUGGAGCAACAAUUGGCGGUCUGAUGGGCGGACCUCUAGGGAUCGCUGUUGGAAGCAUGCUGGGAGCUGGUUAUGCCAAGUGGAAAAUUGGCGGAAAGACAAGAUCAGUUUCAGAGGUGCUCACCGAACUAGAUUCAGACAAACGCGCAGAUGUACACAAAUCCUUUCAAGAUAUUCUGGACCAGUAUCCCGGCGAAGACUUCUCCAGCUUAAUGCGCCAGCUAUCUGAAGACGGAGAACUACGAGCUAAGCUUUCGGAAAGGACAAAAAAAUAUGUUACAGAGGAUCUGAAGUUGACAAUACAGGAGAGCCAUAAACAACGAGGCAAAGCUGAGUAGUAAUAUAGAAUGAAAAUAAUUGAGGAAAUACGAAGCGGUACAUUAUAUUUGAAAGGCUUUCCUAUUUUUAAAUAUAAUCAAACUAUUUGCACGAUUCUACAGAAAAUAGAACAACAAAACAAAAAACAGCAAGAAAUUAACGGUACAGUACACAGUGUUUUAUUGCAAGUGGUGAAAUAAAGCAUACUUUCUAUGUUCAGCAACAAAUGUUGAGAAACAAGCAAUGUUGAUAAACAAAUUCUGAGACACAAAUGUUGAGCAGCAAUGUGUAAAACAGAAGUUGAGUAGAUAAUAUUGGGUAGUUAAGGUUGAGCAACAAAUACUGAGUAACAAAUAUUCAGCAAAAGUUGAUCAAUGAAUGCUAAACAAAAAUUGCCAAGCAACAAAUUCUGAGCAACAAAAUGCCAAGUAACAUGUUGAGUAACAAAUAAUAAGACAUAAUAUGCUAUUUUGAUACACUAAUGUUGAGCAACUUAUUUUGUAGAAUAUGGUGUGUAAACAAUAAUUGCUGUAAAAUAUUUGGGCAGCAAAUGUUGCAGGAUGUGUUUAGUAACAAAUGAGCAUCUAUAAUUCAGUUUAUAUAUGCCAUCGCGUGGCAAUACAUGACCAAAUAUUUAACGGGAGUGUUUAUGGAUAUUGUGCAUGUUUGGUGGAAUGAUGUUAAGCAACACAUAUUGAGAAUCAGAUGUUGUAGAAACAUUUGUUGUUGAGCCACAAUAUUGUACAAGAUACAGUAAGCAGAGUGCACAAGCAAGUCAGUCUUUUCCUCCGUCUGCUUUCAUCUUGUUGCACACUUGAUUAGAUCCAAACAUUGAGAGGGUUACAAACAUGCUUAGCAGUAUCAUAACACAUCUUUUAAUGUUUGUUUAGAAUACUAUGAAACAUAAUUUUUCAAAAUGCAUAAUGAUAAUAAUUAUUAUAAAUGUUAAUAUUUCUUAUGGUGCUUAUUCAGUAGUAUGUAGGGUUUGUCUGAUUUGAUGUACAGUAUUGCUUUUAUUUCUGUUUAUCUUAUAUAACCAAUUAACGUUGUUUGUUUGAAUUGAAUUAAGUAUUCCUGUUAUAUAAUAUUUUUUUUCAUUUUUAGAAUUAUGGAUUUUAUUAGAAAACACUCCUCUCAUAAAUCCCUGAAUAAGACCAAAAACAAUUGCAAAACCCUCUGUCCACACUAUCAAAUUUUAUUUGACAAAAACCUCUUGUAUGCCCAUAUAUAGUCAUGAUGUGCCCAUAUAUAGUCUUGAUGUGCCUAUAUAUGGUCAUGAUGUGCCCAUAUAUAGUCAUGAUGUGCCUAUAUAUGGUCAUGAUGUGAUGUCAUCAUGACCAUAUUUGGGCAUGUCACACAUUUUUGUCAAAUAAACGUUGAUAUAGUAGUCUGGACAGGACUUAAAGAAAGAUAACUGUGAUGCCAAAGUUGAUGAUAGUUAUUUAGAAGACGAUUGACCAUAGUCAGAGUAAUAACAGAUAAUAAAACUGAUAGAUAAGAGACGUAGAUGAAAAUAUAGUUUGUAUGAGAUGUUGCCAAUUGAGCCGAUUCAAGGAAUGUUUAAACAAGUAAAAUUUGUUAAUGAGGAGUUAAAAAGAAGACGGUGGAUUUUUAAAUAGAAGUCAAUAAAUAGAAUCACGUUAAUUUGAUUAAUCCCAGCAAUAUUCAUUAAUCAUUAUAGAAUUAGCCCUUAGAUAGAAUCAACUUUUAUAACAAUAGAAAUAGCACUUAAUAUUACAGUAUGUAGAAUCAACCUUAAUAUAAAAGAAUUUCCGUUUAAUCUUGAUAAAAUCCCCUCUUAAUAUUGAUGGAAUCCUCAUCCAAUAUUGAUAAAAUCAGUGGGUGCAAGAAAGCUUGGAUACUGUAUACUGUAGACACCACCUUAUCUUAGUAGAAUCACAGCUUAAUCUUUAUAGAAUCAGCCCUUUUUCUUAAUAAAAUCAUCCCUUACUCUUAAUAGAAUCAGCCCUUAAUCGUGAUAGAAGAUUAAGUAGAAGCACCUCUACUGCAAUGUUGAUAGAAACACCUAUUCCCAGGUGUAUCUUGCUAAUGCUCGCCCUUUUGUGCCAUUCUUGUGGCUUGCACGAUCUGCCGUUGCAGGCAAAAGCUCCUACCGUCCUACCCGCAUUUACAAUACAUUGUACUUUAAAAAGUUGUGCCUGUCUGUAUUUGUAUGUCAGUGGUGUUAUGUAGUGGGUGUGCAUUCCCCCAGUUCACCUGCCUCGACACAUCCCCAAUGUUGAAAGCAAAAAAAUGACACUCAAAUAGAUAAAAAGGUAGCGGGCGCUCCCUCGCUUAUUCAUCGAGCCCCCAAUCACCCUUCGUACCCGCACAGACCCUCCAUUUCAAGACUCUUAGAUGGGCCACAGCAGCAUGCUACAGAUUUCAGUGUAGCUUGAAGUUCUAUGCACACAUUAAUAACAGUUUAUUAUUACAAUAUUAUUAUUACUACUUAUGUUUCUUAUUGUCAAGGCUGGGACUUGAAUUAGGAACCACUUAACAUUUUAGCCAAGUAAAGCAUGAAACAUGUAAAAUGUUGAAUACUGUAUAAUUUUUAAUAGUUGCAUAUACAAUAUUCAACCCACAAAAAUUUCUAGAUGAUUUGCUAGAAUGAGCAAUCUAGUGUAGAACAAUACAUUAAGAUAAAUACCUAUACCUUACAUAGUGGAAAGCAACCAGGUAAAUUAUGUUUAAUAAAAUGAUAUACUGGUCUGUAGAUCCUCGAGAAUAAACCCACACCCCCCUCCCCCCCUACUUUAUGCCCAAUGUUAUGUACCAGAAUUUCCUCAGGCAAAAGCCCAGGGUAUGACUUUUACAAAUAAUAUUCUCAGAAAAAACAUCAAAUAUUGGCCUUGUAUUAGGCAUACAGUGCCGAAAAUUUCCAUUCCCACCCAAAUAUUGGCCCAAUUCUGUGUUCAAGUGGUGGGCUUUAAUAUACCAUAGGACCUACAGUAAAUUUGAAUCUGAAUAGCUUGGUAGUUAAGAUGCUUGUCUUCCAAUCCCAGGGUCCUCUGGAUUCAUCGAUCCAUAAUUAAAGCAUAAAUGAACUUGAUAAUUUUUUGAAUUUUGUUUUUACUGAAUGUUUUGAGGAUUUAUUUAGAUAGUAGGGAGCUUUUGAUUUGCGCGACUACGCGACUCUAGAACGGGUUCACUCAUGCGUGUCCGUCCUACAUUCUCUGCACAACGUAGAUAUGGUCAUAUUGCGUCCUAGAAUUCACAGGAGAAUGUGACGUUUUCGCAUGCACAGAUGAAAUAUUAGUCACGAUUCUACCGAUCGGAAGCUCCCUAGUAUUACACAGACACCACAGUGACCCCUGUAGUAGUUGAAACAAACUUAACUUUCCUUCUAAACUCCGCCCCUUGGAUAUUGUUGCUAUGGUCCCACAUAACAAUAGCGUAAAUGUACGUAAACAUGUGCAUUUGUGGGACGGCUUAUUCCUGCCCCUGUUCUGAUUGGUUAGUGUUGAUGUGACACACCGGGAAGUUCCAUUUCUCAACCCCUCCCUCCUCAAACUCAUUAUCGGGUCACCAUGAUCAUUAACACUUAAUUUUGCAAUAAUAAUUUAAAUAAGCAUACACUGCCCCCCCCCCCCAAACUCAUUACCUUAUCACCAUAAUCAAUACCACUUUCUUUUGCAGUACAGUAAUAGUUUAAAUAAACAUACCACUGUGUCCCCCCUCAAACUCAUUAUCUUAUCACCAUGAUCAAUACCACUUUCUUUUGCAGUAAUAGUUUAAAUAAACAUAUCACUGUCCCCCCUCAAACUCAUUAUUGUGUCACCAUGAUCAUUACCACCUUCUUUUGCAGUAAUAAUUUAAAUAAAUAUACCUCUGUUAUUAUCUUUUGCAGUAAUAAUGUAAAUAAACAUACCACUGUUGUUAUUAAUAUAUUCUUAACAUAUGAAAAGCUUGCUGGAAGCCAUCAUUCUUUGCCAGUAGGACAGCACUGUAUACUUUUUAAAAUUUAUUUUUUAUGAAUAUUUAUGUAUGCCAUUAGAUAAAAUGCUUGCUUGUCCUACUGUAGGUCGAUAGAUUUUAAUUUUACUUGACGUCUAGAUGUCCUCGUUUUGUUUUGUUUUGUUUUAGAUUUAUGAUUGUUUUUACAUUUAUACAUGCUUUUUUGUCAUUCCACACUGUAAUACAUUUAUUUAAUGGUCCUACAGUGCACCAGGUCAUUUAAAUAUGUUAGUAUAAAGUACAUCCAGGUUUAUUUAAUAUUAGGUGGUGCUUGUACAUUUAAAACUUGCCCAAGUCAACUUUGCCUUCUCGAAUAAUUUCUAAGUUGAUGUUCUUGUGUUUUCCAUUAACGAUAUGUAAUUCAAAUUUUACCUAAGACAGACAGUUUUUCAAUGCAAUUUUGGAUUCGACUUGGGCAAGUUCAACUGUAUUUACAACACAAAUGUAAUGUCAGUGUUCUCCCUAUUGAAACAUUUUUACUGGUAAAUUUUCCCUUUUUUUGUGGGGUUUGAAAAAGACCAGCCUAGACUACCUAGGCUUUAUCUGUUUUUUUUUUAAACUGGUAAAAUUGACGGCUUCAGGAGAACACUGAACGUACUAUACGGUAUUGCUACAUAACCUUUCCAGGCAUUCAUACGGGAGACUUUACUAUUUUCUGGUUUUAAUGUUAUUACUUCUUGCCAAGCCCUUACAAUUUUUCAUUUCACAUGGGUGGGUAAAUUAAGCAAUGGAAAAAAAAAAUGUUAACCAUCUACUACCUACAGUACACCAGAGAAGGUGUUUUUGGUAAAUUAAUAGACAGAAAUGUAGAAGAUACAACAUUGUAAAAACAUGCUUUAAAUUCAUUUACUGUAAUAAUCUUUUCAGUUCACUUUUAAAUAUUAUAUAUAAUACAUAUAAAAAAAGCAAUGCAAUUUGUUUAUUGCUAUAUUUCAGUCUAGUGGUUAAAUGACUGUAUUUCUGGUGGUAUUUUUAACCAUGUUAGUAAAAAACUUUAUGUUUGCCCAACACAACAAAAUUGCAAGAACCAUGGGUGCAUGGGUGUAGACUGGGGGAGAUGGAGGUAUUCUUAAUUUGUGCCCCCCCCCCAGCCGAAACAGACUACGCCCAGUGCUAAUUAAAACGAUAACAUAGUAGUUGUAUACAGGAUGGAGAUGUUGAAUUGUAUUCUUGGACUGUAUAAUCAGUUGUAUUCUCAAAUGUUCUAAUAUAGUUAAUUUGCGUGUUACAAUCAUGUAAUUGAUCCAAAAUUAUAUUUCAAGAAAAUGUGAA
Messenger RNA from Anneissia japonica, 6037 nucleotides. RefSeq names its product protein C19orf12 homolog. The transcript has 3 exons. The record is from RefSeq and is a predicted model, not a curated record. The coding region runs from base 382 to 828 and encodes 148 amino acids. Lineage: Eukaryota; Metazoa; Echinodermata; Crinoidea; Comatulida; Comatulidae.